Messenger RNA from Eruca vesicaria subsp. sativa (arugula), 282 nucleotides. The record is from the annotation of a GenBank genome assembly. NCBI's taxonomy places the organism in Eukaryota, Viridiplantae, Streptophyta, Magnoliopsida, Brassicales, Brassicaceae.
AUGGCAACGAAGAUCUAUGGGCGUGUCCGUGUUGAAUAUGGUCCUAAAGGUGGUCCAUCAAGCCCCACAGACUUCCACACUCAACCUGCAAUGGACUCGUCCCGUGACAAGUCAAAGCAGAAACAUGAGAAACUAAAAGGAAGCUCAAGCUCGAGCAACCCUUCAGGAGAAGCAAAAACAGCCAGAAAAAAGAAAGAAAAGAGUGUAGAAGAAUCUCACCUACCCACAAUGAAGCAGCAGACACGUCCACAUGCUCCCCUGGACCUGAACCUGCCUAGUUAA